AUGAAGAGAAUGAUAGGCAGUGUAAACACUCUGCACCAACAGAGCACAUUAACGCAGAUAAAGUUUGACGUAACAGACUUGUUACGUGUUCAGAUCCCUCACGAGGACCCGCUGGUAGUAAGUUUGACAGUGGCCAAAUGCUUGGUGCGCAGAGUUCUAAUUGACCCUGGAAGUAGUGCGAACAUCAUGCCAAGAGAUACAUUCGAUCGGCUUGAGAUCAAACAGGAUCGGCUGAAAUCCACCUGGAAUCCACUACUAGGGUUUGAUGGAAAGCGAGUGGAGCCCGUCGGCACGAUGGAGGUAGCGGUACAUGCUCCCGAAAGGGUUUUGAUGGAAACCUUUGUGGUUGUUGAAAUUCAUCCCUCUUACAAUCUUCUGAUGUGCAGAGGGUGGAUCCACAGAGUUCAAGGUGUUCCUUCCACUCUACAUCAGAUUGAUCAGUUCCGACCGGAACGGACAACCAGAGUGGGGGAACGACUCGUUGAGGAGGAAAAGCAGGAAUUAGUUGAUUUUUUGUCUCAAAAUGCAGACGUGUUCGCAUGGAGUCACCUAGACAUGCCAAGGAUCGAUCCUUCUGUAUCUUGUCACUCCUUGAACGUUAACCCCAAUGCAAAACCUGUAAAGCAGAAGCAGCGACGGUUUGCCCCCGAGCGCAACCGAAUUAUUGCCGAGGAGGUUGACAAGCUGCUUGAUGCGGGGUUUGUAAGAGAAGUGUACUACCCUGACUGGUUAUAA
Messenger RNA from Cornus florida, 735 nucleotides. RefSeq lists its product as uncharacterized. The transcript is spliced from 3 exons. Lineage: Eukaryota; Viridiplantae; Streptophyta; Magnoliopsida; Cornales; Cornaceae. The record is from RefSeq and is a predicted model, not a curated record. Bases 1 to 735 code for a protein of 244 amino acids.